CCUGAAAAAAGACGACGCCGUUCGAUUCGAAGUCACCGACUGAACAAAGAAUCGAAAGCUUCAAAACGAAAAGGAGAACGAAACGUUAGGAUACGAGAAAAUAAUCGAUGUGCGUAAUUAACAUUAACAUCGGUUAUUCAGCUGAAUCGCGAACAAGAAUGUAAUAUGCGAAUAAUGUAAUGCGUAAUCGACAAAAAAAGUUAGCACGUCAGACCUCGCUAUCGAUAUCCAUUGUCACGUUGAUAUCGAUAGUCGCGCUAGCCGCGUCGCGCUACUCCUGAAGGAGAAGUAGCAAGUAGUCGAUGACAACGAUGACGCUGUGUCCGAUCGUGCGAUCGCAAAAUAUAACCUCUCUCUUCGCAUAAGAUGCUACUACUCUUAUCAGUGUAUCCGGAGGCAACGCUAUUUCGAGAAACUUGAUCUACGUCUGAUCGUGCUCCUCCUUCUUAUAAUCACAACGUUGCCCAACGUCGUCAGCACGACCACAAUUUGCCGCAUCAUGAAAGUGAUCGUGAAGAAGCUGCAGGGAAAAGAAUGCGUUGUUGACAUAUUGCCAACAGAAACAGUAUUGGAAUUAAAACACAAAGUAAGUGAUCUGUUAGGCAUUGAUGUUCCCCACCAAAGAUUGUUACUCACUGGUAAAACUUUGGCUGAUGAGAAUCCGUUAAGCUUCUACCCAGGAAUCAAAGAUGGCAGUAAAUUAAACUUAUUGGUGAUCAAGAAAACAGAAGAAGGUUCCAGUGAGACAAAAUCUUUCCAACAAAAGUCGGGCACUCAGUUACUCAGAGAUGAAGUAUCCCGAGUAUUGAGGCAUUACUACACGGUAUCCGAGACAGAAUCCAUAGUCAAUGAGCUGAUAAAGGACCUGAAAAACAAAGUGAAUAAUCUUAGUUACGAUGAUUUAGAGAGAUUAGCUACGGCGUUACUUCAGGACCAAGAGAACAUAGCUUAAGUACCAUCUUGGAUUAUCUAAUUCCGCUUUAUUGAUCGAUCAUUGUAAGAUGAGUUUAUUUAAUUGAGGCGUCGCUUUGUAUAUUACGCUCUGCCGCUCUUACAAUUGGCAGUGUGUUUAAAAUCACGCAAGUAUAAUGACCGAACGUUCAAGGAAUCGAACGUACACGUUGGAAAUUUCCGAUUAAAACGUAUCACUGUGUUCGUUUAUUAAAAUCAUUAUACACGUACACACAAUUAAGAUAUAAUUAUCGUGUCACGUGUCCACGUACGUGACUAGUCGAAUGUACAGUCGGGAUUUGUCAAGGAUCUGCUAGAUCCAAUUGACGGAAGUAUCUCGCUACCAGACAGAUGAAUAAAUUCAGCGCCCCCAGUUCCUGCGCGUCCAACUCCCUCUGAAAAAACAAAAGUACGCGAACGGCGUGAAUUCGACGCGAGAACUUUUGUAGAUACGAGACAGAUUAGCUUAGACAUAGAAGAAAAGUUCAGUCCUUUAUUUUCUCAGCCUUUUUGUAAUCCGAUGAGCGCGUUUUUAUUAUCAUCCGAACUUUUAUCUAACAAUGGAGACGAGAUUGCAACAACACCUGAGCAAAUAGGAAAUUAUGCAAUAAAAGCGUUUUGUUAAUAGAAA
This is a messenger RNA of Odontomachus brunneus, 1582 nucleotides long. Its product is annotated as ubiquitin-like protein 4A. The record is from RefSeq and is a predicted model, not a curated record. The transcript is spliced from 3 exons. Gene Ontology annotation, biological process: post-translational protein targeting to endoplasmic reticulum membrane. The coding region runs from base 500 to 952 and encodes 150 amino acids. Lineage: Eukaryota; Metazoa; Arthropoda; Insecta; Hymenoptera; Formicidae. Gene Ontology annotation, molecular function: protein binding.